GAAACUGAUAUCCACAGCCACCACUGCAUCCCCACUGUUCUGAAGGUAGAAGGCCACGUGGCGAACAUCUCGACUGGAGAGAGGUAUGCCAGACAAGUCAACUGUGUCAGUGGAUACUUUUCUCUGCAGGGUUGUCUUGAGACUGUAAAGAAAAAAAGUGUUGGAUAUUGACCAUUAUUUGAGACAUUCUUGGAUAUGAAAGUACAAACGCUCAGUUAAGAUAUCUCCGAGCUUACACUCUUAGAAAAAAGGGUUCCAAAAGGGUUCUUUGGCUGUCCCCAUAGGAUAACCAUUUUUGGUUCCAGGUGUAAGCCUCUGUGGAAAUGGUUCUACAUGGAACCCAAAGGGCUCUACCUGGAACCAAAAAGGUUUGUUCAAAGGGUUCUCCUACGGGGACAGCCAAAGAACCCUUUGAGGUUUUAGAUAGCACCUUUUUUUAAUGAAUGAGGGAAAUAGAGGGGCUGAGUACUGAUAUUUUGGUCUUAACUGUACCAUCUAAGUGUGUAAGCAGGGAACAUGGCAUUGUGUCAUAUUGUGUUUCCUGUGAUGUGUAAAAGAGGGAGGUUGGGCAUGCUUGGAGAGGAAGGCUGAUAUAGAUUCUGCAGCAUGAGGAUUUAGCAGUGUACACAGUGAUGGUCCAAAACAUCCGAAACAUCCAAGCUCCUCAUUCAGAGAAUGAAAAGCUUUGACUUCCUUAUUACCAAGAGCCAAAAACACUCACCAUCUGAUUAUAUGACACUUCAUUUGAAAGCCAAACCAACCUGUUUUAAUGACUGAAACAAGAAAAUAUCUAGACAGACAAACGGCAGAAAAAUUAGUUAUAGAUUUGGGAUUGUGGCAACAGGAGAGGGUGGCAGAAAUAUUUGAUUGAUAAAAAUAUUUAACACUUUAAGCCAUCAAAGAGAAAACAUGGAAUUAACAGAUUUGACCAGCGUAGAAAAUGCAUGGGAGCCUGUCAAGGCAGCUGAGGCAUGGGAGCAUGUCGAGCCAGCUGAGGCAUGGGAAUCCAACAAACCAGCUGAGGCCUCCCAGGUAGCUUCGGUUCUGACACCCGGACCUGUCGUCACCUACAAAAAACUACAAAAAACACUACCUGAUGCUUCCCUUUGGUGAGGCGUUAUUCCGUAACGAUGUGCGCUGAGAGUCGGGAAGCAAGUUCAGGGAGUAAGUGUUUUAAUAAAUAAACGUAACAUAUUACAAAACAAGAAAACACGAACAACGCACAGACAUGACACAGAAACAAUGAUGCCUGGGGAAGGAACCAACAAGGGUGACAUAUAUAGGGCAGAUAAUCAAGGAGGUGAUGGAGAUCAGGUGAGUGUCAUAAUGCGCUGAUGCUAAUGAUAGUGACAGGUGUGCGCUAGAACGAGCAGCCUGGUGACCUAGAGGCCGGAGAGGGAGCACACAUGACAACAUUGGGUUGUUAUUUUACCUGAAAUGCACAAGGGCUUCUACUCUGACAAUUAAUCCACAGAUGAAACGGAAAAUGGUCAGAAAAUCCCUGGUGGCUGGGCUGGUAGUUUUGCUGGUGGCUGCAGUGGGAGUGUUCGUGGGGGUGUUCAUGGGGAUGGGAAACAAGAGCCCCAUCUCCCCCUCAGACCAUUUCUACUCCAAAGCUGCCGUGGCUGCAGAUGCUGGAACGUGCUCUGAGGUGGGAAGGGACAUUCUAAAGAGGAAUGGUUCAGUGGUGGAUGCAUCUAUCGCCGCCCUUCUGUGUGUUGGCCUCCUGAACGCUCACAGCAUGGGCAUUGGAGGGGGGCUCUUCUUCACAAUCUAUAACGCUUCCACAGGGAAGGUUGAAACCAUUGACGCGAGGGAGACAGCACCCAUGAACGCGACAGAAGACAUGUUUGGCAAUAACACCCAGCUUUCUCGGAAAGGUGGAUUGUCUAUUGCCAUUCCUGGGGAGAUCCGUGGUUACGAAAUGGCACACAGGAGACAUGGCAGGCUGCCAUGGAAGGAUCUGUUUGAGCCAAGCAUUGCUUUGGCACGCAUCGGUUUCCCUAUAGGCAAAGCCCUGGCCAAAGCCAUCUCCAAGAACAAGGACGCUAUUCAAGGAGAUGCCAAUAUGUGUGAAGUGUUCUGUGACUCCCAGAAAAACAUCCUGAAGGAAAAUGACAUCGUUAAAUUUCCCAAAUUAGCAGACACCUAUGAGAGGAUAGCAGAGGAGGGACCGAAUGUUUUUUACAAUGGGACAAUGGCGCAGACAAUUGUGGAUGACAUCCAGGCAGCAGGAGGGAUUAUAACCCUGGGGGACCUGCUGGAGUACCGGCCUGUGUUGAAUGAGAACCCACUGAAGCUGACCGUGGGAGAGUACACCAUGCACGUCCCAGACGCCCCCUCCAGCGGCCCAGUCCUGGCACUCAUACUCAACAUAGUGGACGGGUAUAAUUUUACUGGCACGAGUGUCUCUACGGCCGAGAAAAAGACUUUGACAUAUCACCGCAUCGUGGAAGCAUUCCGAUUUGCUUAUGCCAAGAGGAGCAGACUAGGGGACCCACGCUAUCUCAAUAUCACCGAUCUCAUCCACAACAUGACCUCAGACUACUUUGCUGAUGGGAUCAGGAGUAAGAUCACAGAUGACACCACUCAUCCCGACAGCUACUAUGAGCCAGAUUAUUUUGUCCCUGACAAUCACGGAACAGCACACCUGUCCGUCAUAGCUGAGGAUGGAAGUGCUGUGGCUGCCACCAGCACAAUCAAUCUAUAUUUUGGCUCCAAAGUCAUGUCCCGAUCAACUGGCAUCAUUUUCAAUGAUGAGAUGGAUGACUUCAGCUCUCCACACAUCACCAAUGGCUUUGGAAUCCCUCCAUCUCCUAACAACUUCAUCCAGCCUGGUAAAAGGCCUCUAUCUUCUAUGUGCCCAACUAUUAUCUUGGACAAAGACAAUAGAGUUAAAAUGGUGGUGGGAGCCUCUGGUGGAACAAAGAUCACCACAGCGACUGCCCUAGUGAUUCUGAAUUCCUUGUUCUUUGACUACGACCUCAAAAAAGCUGUGACACAACCUCGAAUUCACAAUCAACUUAACCCAAAUAUGACAGUAGUGGAGCAUGGCUUUGAAAAGAGCGUAUUAGAUGGUCUGGCACAGAAGAACCAUGUAACAGAGCUGCUGAUGACUCCUGGAUCAGUAGUUCAGGCGGUGGUGCGACAGGGGGAGCGGCUCUGUGCUGAGUCCGACCCCAGAAAAGGGGGUUAUCCAGCGGGCUACUGAGUCUCCAUAAAGAAACAGGGCCAUUAAGAGACAGGGCCAUAGAGAGGCCAUGUAUCUGCAAUGAAACAAUGGCUCCUCAAGGAGGCACAGCCACUUUUUCUUCAGCCUAAAUUCCUUUCAAGACAUGGAAAAUGACUUUACUCCACAUCAAUACCUCCUCUCUUCACACCAAAUAAUCGGCAACUUUUAUUUGCUUUUAUUUCAGCAUUAUUUAUUUUUGUAUUUUGAAAAAGAAGUGCGAUUGCAACUCUGAGAGUGGCAUUUUUUAAAUCCUUGUUGUAUCAAGAGAUCAUUGUCAAUUAUCCUAAAGAAAGAAGUUUAUUUAUGCAAUGCAGUGGGGUAGCAGAACGCUGGACUGUAACUGUGGUUUCCUGCUGGUUGUAAAUACCAAUGGGCCAGAACUGAAAUGGACACCAUGGAUCACCUGAUGUACAUUCUGAAAUAGUUUGCUUAUGAAAUAUUAGCCAACAUAUUAGUCAAAUUACUCUGUGAUGAUGAGCAAUCAUUCUGUUUGACAGAAAAAUAGCCAUUUAUCUGAGAUUUAAGAAAGGUCAUGUUUUAGGGGAUAAUGUGAACACCAAUAUGAAAGGUUGUCAAAGUAGUUUGUCUCUGUCCAUUGAACAAAUCAAAUAUUGAGAAAUGACUGUUUUGUCUCUCCAUCAAGGAAAAAUGGUCUGUAUGUUUUAACCAUGUAAAAUACCACAGUUGGUCACUGAAAACUCCUCGACUUCCACCUCAGGUCUUAACAGGUCAGGUUGUCAGAUCUGUUGGUGCUUUAUGGGUUGGCUAAAGCACAAACAGAUCUGUCAACCAGGCUACAGGUCUACCAUCUGCCUUAUGAAGAUGUUGGUCACAGGUAGCUACAUUUUUAUUUUCAUGAGAAUUCUGAUCUGUAACUCUAAAACAGUGAUUUCUGUUUUACUGAUUUCAUCUCAACUCUGCCCAUUGCCCAUGGGGGCCUGCUGUUAAUAAGGGCUCAAAUAUGGCUGCCAUUGACCUAUUGAAAUGGUAUUUUUAUAUUUUUUUGUGAUGAGGAUUGUUAAGAAAGACACAUUUUUAAUGUUUAAUAUCGAGUAAGUGAAUUUAGUGUAUUUAAAAAAAUACAUGUGGUGCAGAUAUAUUUUUUAAAACUUGCAUUGUUCUCAUGCCAUGCUUGUUGCCAUGCUUGUUAUUAAACAUUUUAAACAAA
This is a messenger RNA of Oncorhynchus keta (chum salmon), 4400 nucleotides long. RefSeq names its product glutathione hydrolase 1 proenzyme-like. Gene Ontology annotation, molecular function: glutathione gamma-glutamate hydrolase. The transcript has 13 exons. The coding region runs from base 1475 to 3211 and encodes 578 amino acids. Gene Ontology annotation, biological process: regulation of immune system process; regulation of inflammatory response; glutathione catabolic process. The record is from RefSeq and is a predicted model, not a curated record. Gene Ontology annotation, cellular component: plasma membrane. NCBI's taxonomy places the organism in Eukaryota, Metazoa, Chordata, Actinopteri, Salmoniformes, Salmonidae.